AUGCCCUCCUCCCGCGAAGAAGAGCCUCGCCGGCGCAAGAAAUCUUACGACCGCGGCUCGCCCAAGCCGUCUUCCAGGGACAAGGAUACCAAGGACCGACUUCGAUCAUCGGCUAGAAAAACGACCACUCGCCGACGCAGCGACGCAAGCAGGGAAUACAGCCCAUCGCGACCGGACAGAUCCACCUUAUCAGAAUGCUCGUCGAAGAAGGUCACCAUGUCGAUACCGGAGAUGGAGCGGCGCUCGUCGAUCGGCGAAAAGCGGCCGCAGUCGUAUCCUAACUUCUCAAAAGCACACAGCAGAGAGGCCGUCGCCCCAGGCUCGGAAAGCACUACUGAUGUCCACGACCAACGACCUCGCACUCCAGCAGACAUGGCCGACAGCCCCUCACGUGUCCCACCAAGCCCUCCUCUGACGGCCGAGGACGUAGACCUUCGACGAGCAAAGAGCGGGAACAACAUGAGGAGUCACACGGAUAGAGUCAAGUCCAAGGCCGGUCUGAAUUCUAGAAGAAGCAUGGACAACGGUCUGCGAGUGAACAUGACAGGCUCUGCAGCGAGCAGCCGUCGUCCGUCUCCAUCAAGUGUCUCUGACGCUUCUGCUCCAAGCACCGGCUCGACCAAGUACAAGGCUCCCUCUCAGCCCACCUCGACCGUCAGUCAGACCACCGUCGACUCACAGGCUACGUCAGUUGCCCCCGAACGCAAACUUCCUUCCAGGCCUCCUCCCGUUUCUGUUGCGCAGCACUAUUCUCCCCAGUCACGACCUGACUCCUCACCACGCACCCCCGCUCCGCAAGACCCAGCUUUCCCUCCGCAUGUUCAGAGACCAAAAUCCACUCCUGGCAUUGAUGUCUUUCCCGUUGGGUUCUCUCCUCGAUCCGCCCAUCCAGACUCGAUCGCUAUGCCUCCUCCACCACCUCCUCCGCCAAUGGUCUUUGCCCAAGAUAUCCCUCGUGUUGACUAUCUGCUGCAGAAUGGUGGAUUGCCGUACUUGAUCUCGAAAUCUAUCGUUCCACCUGCUAACGAUCAACCCGUUCAAUCUUAUGCCCAGUAUCAAUCUCCCCGCAUACCUUCGGCGGUCGAUGUUCAGCACAUCUUUGCGCCUGUGAGUGGUCGUCUCGAAGAUAUCGGAAAAGUUUUGUCAAAAAGUGGGUCAUUGGCCGUAGCCACAGGAUAUCGCUCAGUCGCUAGGAGAUUGCUAGAUCGCCUCGAAGCCGUCUUUGCUCGUAGCAUCUCGCAUGAGCGAUGCAGAUGCGUCUUGUGCCCGAAGUCCGCCCANAAAACUCUGUCUGAUGAGGAGGAUACGGGGAUAAGCUGGGGCGAGAUUCUAGAAUAUGUCGCUGGCCGUAGAGAGCUUCCACAGUGGCCUCCGUUUUCUCUGUCAUCCGAAGGACCAGGGUUCAAUCUCUCCGGCGUUGAGCCCAUGCAGAAACUCGAUCCUGACGUGCCGGAUGAAUAUCGCGCUCACUACAUCAAACAGAAUGCGAAAACCAAGCGAUCAGUCCAAGACUGGCUCGUACGACAACCAGACGCUCCAUCUAGCCCUCCACAAGAAGUUGAUGACGAAACCUUGACGUUCGCCAUACUCACACACAUCGAGCCUGAACGAAGACCGCUAUUCACAGCUCUGAUGAAGGGUCUCUCGACAGUGCCCUCUUCGAGAGCGCCGACACCUGCUAAUGAACCUAAGAACGAGGUCCUGGCUAAAACUGCCGCUGCUCUACAACGUCUGUAUCGUCUUCCACACUUGCCAAGAGACCCAGAAUGCACUAUCUACUUGCUCAACAAUCUACAUUUGCACAGUAUGCUUGCCACACUUGCCGCAGUGAGCGCUGGUGAAUGGGACAUUCUGGUGUCCGGUCGAUUCGAUGGCUUCUUGUGGAGCGGAGCUGAGGCUGUACCGCCUUCUGCAGUCUUCGGAUCGAACAUGACGCCCAUGUCCAGAACAACAACCCCUUUCAGCGGAGGUGUGCCAUCUCGUAACACAACNCCCUUCUCACCCCUGCGCAACGUCAUGUCUCCGGACCACACAGCAAAUAUGUUUCCCUCUCGCGGCACUACGCCAGCUCCUGGUAUGCCUGGCGGUGCUCCAGCCCCUGUUCAGAUGGAUGAAGAGACCGAGAUUGCCGUUCUUGCUCAGAUGGAGCGCGAAAUUUACCGCGGUAUGGAAGCCUUGGAAGACCAGUUCGAGGUCCUGCACAGGCAAGCCGAAGCUGUUAGGCAGAGAUUACGCGAACGCAGUGCUGGGCUCGCAAUGGCCGCCAAAGCACGUAGAGGCUCGAUGGCGUCUGAUAUCGGUGUGAGGAUUGGCACGCCUGGUGGACCAUGGGAUGAUGAGCAGCAGUCCAUAUUCGAUGACGGAAGAUCGGAACUAGCACCUGAUGACUCUGCCAGCAACAUUGAUUUCGGAAGGAAGAGAAGGUCAAAGCGACACGACCGCAGAACACCUGCUGUGCCAGAGGAGGACGAGGAUGUCGAGCGUGACUCUGGAAGGAGGAGAAGAUGA
Aureobasidium vineae is the source of this 2508-nucleotide messenger RNA. Lineage: Eukaryota; Fungi; Ascomycota; Dothideomycetes; Dothideales; Saccotheciaceae. The record is from the annotation of a GenBank genome assembly.